Staurois parvus is the source of this 384-nucleotide messenger RNA. The record is from the annotation of a GenBank genome assembly. NCBI's taxonomy places the organism in Eukaryota, Metazoa, Chordata, Amphibia, Anura, Ranidae.
GGGAUCACCAAACCUGAACAAAGAGCCAGUUUACUGUCCUGCAGACUUCAGAGGGGCCAGACUGGGGCCCCGUCGUUGGUGUCAGUGGGAGGACUGGGGCCCCGUCGUUGGUGUCAGUGGGAGGACUGGGGCCCCGUCGUUGGUGUCAGUGGGAGGACUGAUGCCCCGUCGUUGGUGUCAGUGGGAGGACUGGGGCCCCGUCGUUGGUGUCAGUGGGAGGACUGGGGCCCCGUCGUUGGUGUCAGUGGGAGGACUGGGCCCCGUCGUUGGUGUCAGUGGGAGGACUGGGGCCCCGUCGUUGGUGUCAGUGGGAGGACUGGGGCCCCGUCGUUGGUGUCAGUGGGAGGACUGGGGCCCCGUCGUUGGUGUCAGUGGGAGGACUGG